CGUCAUCCAAAAUUGGAUGAGAUGAGUUGAAAUUUCCAUGCGUGGGAAUGGGAACAGAGAAGCGCGCGUGCCCAAAAACCCACCGAGCCGCGAGACAGGAGAACCCCAAAUCAAAUCACAGCCUCCUUCCAAUGCAGCCCCUGAAUCCCUAACCCCACCGCGCUCGAUUGCCGCCGCCGCCGUUCGCGUCCCCUCCGCCGUCCGCAAUGCAGCCUCCAUCCGAUCUCUCCCCGCCCCCACCCUCCUCUCCGCCCGCCGAUACACCAGCCUCCGCCGCGGCCCAAACCCCAAGCCUCCCCGACACCCCGGCCUCCUUGGACCCCGACACCCCCUUCUCCGACGCCGCACCCGUCGACGCCUCGGACGCCGACAUCCCCGCCCUCGCGCCAACACCCGACGGCGCCCUCGCCUCCGCCUCCGCCUCGGACGCCCCCGGCGACGGCGAGGACGACGGGAUCACCAACCCCUCCGGUGGCUCCUCCAGGAAGCACAUGACCCUAGCGCCGCCGGCGGCGGCCAGCAAGAAGUCGAAGAAGAAGGGCGGCAACAGCGUUUGGACCCGGCCAACCUCCCGCAAGGGCAAGAAGAAGGCCAGGCAGCCGGGCGGCCACGGGCCCGGUGGCGGCGCCAGCGGCGCCCACCCCGGGCCCAGCGCCGGCGGGGACGAGCUGUGCCAGCUCGUCCCCGCGACCCGCCUCGCCGCCGAGCGCAACGACGACGCGGCCGCCCAGCCCGUGCUCCUCUCCCGCUUCUUCAAGUCCGAGAGGAUCGAGGUCUCCGACGACCGCCUCACCGCCGCCAGCACCAAGGGCUACCGCAUGGUGCACGCCACCCGCGGCGUGGCGGCCGGGGCGUGGUACUUUGAGGUCAUGGUCGUGCAUCUCGGCGCCACUGGCCACACGCGCCUCGGAUGGGUGACCAACAGGGCGGACCUCCAGACGCCGGUUGGGUACGACGCCUAUGGGUUUGGGUACCGCGACAUUGAUGGCGCCAAGGUGCAUAAGGCAUGGAGGGACAAGUAUGCUGAUGAAGGGUACGGGGAAGGAGAUGUCCUUGGGUUCUACAUUUCUCUGCCUGACGGGGAGCAGUAUGAGCCUAAGCAACCUGACCUGAUUCAGUACAAGGGAAUGCCCUUUCAUGUGCAAGUCCCCAAAGAGGAGCAGAAGAUACCAGCUCCUGUUCCUGGGAGUGAGAUAUGCUACUUCAAGAAUGGGGUAUGCCAAGGCAGUGCCUUCAAGGACAUUCCUGGAGGGAGGUAUUACCCAGCUGCAUCAAUGUAUACGCUCCCUAACGAGCCAAACUGUGUAGUCAAAUUCAAUUUUGGGCCAGACUUCGAGUUCUUCCCACAAGAUUUUGGCGGUCUGCCCAUCCCUCAACCAAUGAGCGAGGUGCCUUAUCAGGCACUUGAGGUGAAGAAUGAGGGGGCUGCCGAAAAUGGAAUUGCUGAAAAAACUAGCUAGUGUAGUUAGCAUGCUAUUUUAGCUAUGUCGAAUACCCCUGUGUAAACACCAUAUGCGCCCAUGGCUAGAUCAUGGUGAGGUUGGCCACUGGAGUCUGUCUGACAUUAUGUUGUCACCAAAUGGGUUCAAUUUCCUGUCCUUGGCUGGGUGAAGUUAUUGUUUGCCGCCAGAUGGUAGUGAAAUGGUGAUGGUAUGUAAGAGCAACCAGAGGGUGUUAUCUGUCAUGUGGCAUGCUGCAGUAGAGGGACGAAGAGCAGCGAAGGGAGGUGGACAGUGUUGUUCUGGUGGAGCGGCAGGUGAAACCUUAUGCUGGGAGUUUUACUGCCCAGGAAGUUGGCCAGGAAACGUAUCUGCUUGUAAAUUUGCCUCAUUUUCAUUUUUCAUCCCAGCAAUCCAAAUGGCCUUUUGCCAGUAUUUCUCUGUAACUGUAAAAAUCUGUCUGGUCUCGUUUCGAUACGCAUGCAAUGUGAAUAUGUGAUUGACAGAAUCA
This is a messenger RNA of Panicum hallii, 1950 nucleotides long. RefSeq names its product protein TRAUCO-like. The record is from RefSeq and is a predicted model, not a curated record. Gene Ontology annotation, cellular component: Set1C/COMPASS complex. The transcript has 2 exons. Gene Ontology annotation, molecular function: transcription cis-regulatory region binding; protein binding. Bases 207 to 1460 code for a protein of 417 amino acids. Lineage: Eukaryota; Viridiplantae; Streptophyta; Magnoliopsida; Poales; Poaceae.